UUUUGAUGCGGAGAGUACGUCACAAACGUAUGAGUGAUUUCAUUGUUUUUACGAUAUCAAACUUUACUCCAAAUAUUAUUUUUUCUAUUACGCUUUUAUGCUUGUUUACGUUCAUUCGAUGAUUCAACGUACGAAGUGUAUGAGAGCGUGACGACGCCUCUACAACAGAAUAUGUUCGAAAAUAAAUGUUACUUACUCGAUUUACGUUACCGUUAAAUCCCUUUUUAUAUCAUUUGAAUCUCCAUGGACUUAGGAAUUCGUCGAAAGAAUUCAGAAAAAGGCUUUGAUACGGAUGAUGAUUCUGAGUAUGCAAUGAUAAAACGUAUCAAAAUGGAACCAGAAGCAAUAUUGUCCCAGGACGAUGAUAUAAUGGCACAAUUUCAACAGGAUAAUUCCGAUUUGGAAGUUGAACCAAGUUUUUCUUUAGAAGGUAGUAAUAAUAGCGACGAUUGUAACGAUGGAAUUCUUAUGCAACACAUGGAUAUUAGAGAACCUUUGUCCACGCUACGAAAUCUUUUGGAGCAGAGAUUGGGCGUCGAACUUACCGAUUAUUCAUUUUGGUUGCAAGAUGCACAAAUGCUUGAGUGUCACAAAAAUUUAGUCGAUCAAUGCGUGCAAGGCGAAGGUCUUGUUCAAGUUAACGUUCAAAUAAAAGCUUUACAAAAACGUAUUAACAUAGUAGAUGUUCUAAAACCUGCGGAAGACUACAUUGAACUCGCAGAAAAUAAUUCAAUAACAUCCUUUAACGAAGAAAAUAAGCAAAAUGUGAUACGAUGGAUGGUAGAUGCGCAGUAUAAGAAAGAACAGGAACGCCUGAAGAUACCAGCCGAUCCUAAAGAUUGGUCACAAACACACGUGAAACAUUGGCUUCAAUGGGCCGUUAGACAAUUCAAUCUAGUUUCCUUACGUUUAGCCGAUUGGAAUAUAACCGGUGCACAAUUGUGCAAUCUCACCCUUGAAGAAUUUCAGAGUAAGGUUCCUCUUGAUCCCGGUGAUGUAUUCUGGACACACUUGGAACUACUACGAAAAUGUAAAUUCGUCGCUGUCGUACAAAAAGAUGUCCCAACGUCGGUCAGUGAAAAUACUACGAAUAAAACUAUGAAAGUACGUAAUCAAAAGAGUCCUAAAACACGGCCAGUUGUUAAUCAACAAACACGAGUAGUCAGUGUUCCAUUGGAGAACAUUGAUUCGACACCAAUAACAAUAGCGACGUCGAGUCGUUCGGUAAAUAGCGGACAAAUACAAUUGUGGCAAUUUUUAUUGGAAUUAUUGACGGAUCGUGAACACAGAGGUGCUAUACAAUGGGUAGGAACCGAAGGAGAAUUUAAAUUGACUCAACCAGAAGCUGUUGCACAAUUAUGGGGCGCGCGUAAAAAUAAACCAUCGAUGAAUUAUGAAAAAUUAAGUCGAGCACUUCGUUAUUAUUACGACGGUGAUAUGAUAUCGAAGGUACACGGGAAGAGAUUCGUUUACAAGUUUGUUUGCGACUUGAAACAAUUGUUAGGCUAUUCAGCCGCUGAGUUAAGUAAAUUAGUUGAAGAAGGUAGACGUUAUUUUUGAUGAGAUUUAAAAAUUAUACCUUCUCUCGUUUUAUUUCCUUUCUUUUUUUUUUUUUCUUUUCCUUCCUUUUUUCUUUCUUAUAUGACAAAAAUAAGGUAUUUUAAAUGAUUACAUUUUUAUAUUUUGAAGAGAUACCUUUAUCUAACAUAACAUAAUCUCAUUAAUUUAUAGAGAAAGUAUAUAUAUACAUAUAUGUAUGUAUGUAUGUGUAUAUAUAUAUACACAAAAUAACAUAUACUUGGGUUUCUUAGAAUAAUCUUAACAUUUCCUUCUUUCUUUAACUUUUCUUUUUUGUCCACCUUUUUAAAAUAUCUUAAGGAUUUAAACAGUUUAAGAAAUAAUAUAUAUGAGUAUAAUAAUAUGGACGAAAAGACAACGAAAGGGUUUAAUGAUGUACAAUGGUAUCGAGAUUCUCUAUGCCUAAUUUAUAUUAUUAUUAUUAUUAUUAUCAUUAUUAUUAUUAUUGUUAUUAUCAUUAUUAUUAUUAUUAUUAUCAUUAUUAUUACGUAAUAUAAAAAAUUAUUAUUGACUCACGAUAUAUAUAUAUACACACACGAUAUAUAUGUACAUAUAUAUAUAUAUAUAUAUAUAUAUAUAUGUAUAUGUAUAUAUAUGUAUAUAUAUGAUGUAUUUUGAUAAUCUGCAAAGUAUAAAAUUGAUUGUUGAAAAAUAAAGUUAUAGUUACACUUGUAUCGAUACAUUUUCUUGCUGUGUUAUAAUGUUAUUAUAUCUUAAUAAUCGCGAAACCAUAUACAUGUGUAUAUAUGUAUAUAUAUAUGUAUAUAUAUAUAUAUAUAUAUGUAUAUAAUAUUCUAUAUAUAAUAUAUAGAAUGACAUUCUCUUCUUCGCAGUUUUCGUUUCAUGUGUAACACAUCGCCGUGUCAAUAUGAUACUUCUAUGUGCAUCGAUACGAUACGUAGAAGCUAUUUCAUUAAUUUAAUGCGUCGCACUACACAACAUUCACAGGGAAUCCAUUGGCUAAACGUUAAACGUCGAACGGUACAAUUACAUGAUUUAAAAAAAAAAAAAAAAAAAAACAAACAAAAA
Molecule: messenger RNA, 2607 nt
Organism: Vespula vulgaris
Lineage: Eukaryota; Metazoa; Arthropoda; Insecta; Hymenoptera; Vespidae
Gene: Ets97D
Product: DNA-binding protein Ets97D-like
Exons: 7
Coding region: 244-1560 (438 amino acids)
Biological process (GO): cell differentiation; regulation of transcription by RNA polymerase II
Cellular component (GO): nucleus
Molecular function (GO): sequence-specific DNA binding; DNA-binding transcription factor activity, RNA polymerase II-specific
Source: RefSeq, a predicted model, not a curated record